CAGAGCGAACCCGCGAUCCGGCUGGAGCUCCGGCCGCGCCGAUGGGGGUCCCGUUGCAGCCCCCGCUGCUGGCCCACCUGGCCGGGGUGGUGCUGGCCGCAGGAGCUCUGUCCAUCCCUGCCAACAUCAGCUACGCCUUCGACGAGAGCAACUGCAUCUUGAGUGUCCAGUGGGACGAUGUCCGGCCCUCCCCGAGGAACUCCUGCGACUAUUACACCGGUCUGUUCAAUGGCAACGCCUGGGUGGAAGAGAAAUGGAGUGAAGCCCUCUCCAAGAAAAUGGCGGUCUCUCUGGGGAAAAAUAUGUCUUUUGGGCUACGGACGUCUUGUAACAACACCGUGGAAGGAGAAUUGUUUAAAAUCCCUCUGGAACAAAACGGCACGGCAGAGACAGGUGCUACGAACGUCAGCUGCAUUUGUCACAACAUGGAAUGGAUGGCCUGUUCGUGGAAGCGAGGAAGGCAAGCACCUCGGGACACCAACUACCACCUCUCCUUCUGGCACGACAACCUGGAAGAAAGGCAGCGGUGCACAAAUCGCAGCGUUGACGGAGACACCUUCCGAUGCGUUUUCCCCAUCAACUGUUCUGGACAACGCACACUGGUUCUUUCUAUCCGAAGCGAUUCUGAAGACAUCCAGCCGGUGUGUGUGCUCACGAAGGAAGGUACAGACAAACCUGAUUAUCCAAUAAAACUUCACCCACCAACAAAUCUGAAAGUUAAGCGGGUCAAUAAUCUUUAUCUAACAUGGAAUGCUUCCAGCUCCUGGAAUGGCAUAUGCUAUCAGGUUGAAACAAAUGGCGUUAGGAAAGAGCCUUCGGAAGACGACACCACAGUACCCCUCAACCUUGAGCCCAAGAAGUAUCACAUUCUCCGAGUGAGGGCUGUGUUGGGCAAGGUCGCAAGUGGGUGCAAGGAAGUACGAGGUCUUUGGAGUGAAUGGAGCGAGCCAGCGUACUGGGAUGAACGGGAGAACUCUGAAACAUCGCACAUCGUUUUGGUCGUCCUGAUUCCAUUAAGUGUUGCAGUCUUGCUUAUCAUUCUCCUCGUUUAUCUGAAGAGGAUUCAGCUGUUGAUCUUCCCGAUAAUUCCUGACCCUGAAAAAGUUCUAAAACGAAUGUUUGAAGAUCAGAGAGAGGAAUAUCUGCCAUUUGAAUAUCCAUCCGAAUUCAUUAAACCCGAUACAAUCAGUAGAAACAGACUACAAGAUGAGCUAGCCAAAGGAAACCCUCUGCUCCUACUGGCAGCGCCUACAGGAAAUGAGAAAAUCAGGCUGCUGUUUUCAUAUCAGACGACUUCUGAAUGUAAACCAAGCAAGGUCAAUGCUGCAUUGGCAAGGCUGAUCUCAAGGGGUGAUGGAAAAGGACUCUUUGCACACAUUUGCUUAUUCGUUGAACACACCUUGAUGGAUCCAGCAAAUGCAGGCAGGAGAAGUGGAAAUUCACUCUUCACCUGGCAACUUUCCCUUCGUCCCCAAAGUUAUCAAAAAUUGAAUUAUCAAGCCGCAUGGUAGCUUCUGUGAAGUGACAUUGGCUCUAAAGGACUGGUGUUUUUAUACACAUCUGCCAGUUCAACAGCAAUACAGUUAUCUGCAGUCAAAACUGGCAAAGCCUUUCACCUUACAUGAAUGGUGUGGUACCAACUUAGCCCCUCAUCGGGAUAAACCCAGAAUUUCUCAAGAGGAGACAAAAUGGUGGACAAGACUGGCGAUGCUUGCAUCCAUUAUUAUUAUUAUUAUUCUCCUUUUUCUCCUGGUUUUGUGUCACUUGCUUGUCACAAGCGCAUGGAUGUAGAAAGUCUAGGAAGGGGUUUUCCCAUAUCUUAAUUGCUUAAGUUAGGUUUCGAUGCUGAUAAGCGCAUUCAGACCACUUGGAACGAUAAGACGACACCACAAAUCUGAAGCUGAACAAGAUCGUCGUUCGCUUGGCUGGAACCCAAAGGCCGAGCGGUUGCACAAUCCACCAAAUUAUGCCAAAGGAUUUGAGUGCGUGUCCAAAGCCAUGUUUACAGUGGUGUUUUUGAGCUGGUGAAUUUAUCUUUUGCCAGCAAACUCCCCCCCCCCCAGAUAAACUGUAAAAAGCCUUGAGAUUAAUUUGUAUGUUUUUCAGGUUCUGUAAAAACUUUGUUGAGUUGUACCAUUUUAUGUAAAACAAUGAAUGAUACUUUUUUUCUAAUAGAAGAAA
Molecule: messenger RNA, 2181 nt
Organism: Notechis scutatus (mainland tiger snake)
Lineage: Eukaryota; Metazoa; Chordata; Lepidosauria; Squamata; Elapidae
Source: RefSeq, a predicted model, not a curated record